CCGAACUUUGUUUAACUACUACACAUUCAGUCAUAGGCUUAGUGAUGACCGUAGUUGAAUCGUUGAAUUGGGUGUGUAGGCCUACUAACGUGAUGGAACAUAAGCCUGCGCACCCAGUAGGUCCCUUAGGACCAGGAUGGAACAACUAUGCUGUAAACUUAUGAGCCAACUGGCCCUCAUGCCUUUUUCCUAGGUGGAAGAAUGUAUGGCAUUCUAGCCUAGACUCGUGGCUAUCGGACUGAGUUUUAUUGAAGAGUAGCAAAGGAUAGACGGAGACAGUGAAAUCAUCAUGCAAUCAGAGGUAUACAGUCAUAAAAGAGAGAUGGUGGUAAAACCUCGACCAAGAGUUCUCAUAUGGGUCACCGUAGCGAUGGUGUGGUGUCAAGAUCUUUUAGAAGAUGUGUCUGGUACCGUACAUGGCGGUCUUCCUUCCCAGGGCUUGGGCCAAUCCAUCACCGAUUCAAACCUGAUGUUUGAGUUCUUGUUGGGUGGAGUAGAGAUCGACAAAGACAACAACAUCGCUCUGCUGGACCUGGAGAUGGCAUCUAUGAGGCAGGGACGAGCUUUCCUGGCUCACAUCAACGACAACAUCCCCAAGACGCUCUCUUCUAUGGAGCAGAUGGUGAAAGACCUGGAGGACAAGAGAGGGCCUCUCCCUCUCGCCCAACCCCGCUUUGAGAGCCUCAUCCUGGGCAUGGUCUACUCUGCUCACCAGGCCAAGCUCCAGGAGAGAGAGAAGGACCAGGAGAAAUGGGGAGAGGUGCUGAUACGUCUGGCUAAUAUUACAGUCAACGAGCUGCGUAGACUGGAGACCAUCACAAUAUUCACUUAGAUUAAGAUACAGACUGUUCAUUAGUCCCAAGCUUGUAAUUAACUUUUUUCAUAGAGUAUACAAAAGGAUAUAUACAGUAACAGUCAAAAGUUUAGACACACCUACUCAUUCAAGGGUUUUUCUUCAUUUUUACUAUUUUC
This is a messenger RNA of Oncorhynchus gorbuscha (pink salmon), 972 nucleotides long. Its product is annotated as protein FAM180A. Lineage: Eukaryota; Metazoa; Chordata; Actinopteri; Salmoniformes; Salmonidae. Bases 290 to 832 code for a protein of 180 amino acids. The record is from RefSeq and is a predicted model, not a curated record. The transcript is spliced from 3 exons.